CCCCCGGUUGAGGAAGUGAAUUCGCUGACAGGGCUGGGUUCCGCAAGGGAGCUGAAGAGAAAUAACAUCGGGAGGGGCAAAAAUAAUAACUAAAUAAUACACCGAGUCGAGCGAGCACAAUAAUUCGACAGCUGCGAGACACCAGUGAACGUUUAUUUCCCUUGUGAGAUCAUCAUCGAGAGCCGCAGACAUGAAUGACCAGCAGCUCGACUGUGCCCUGGACCUGAUGAGGCGCUUGCCUCCCCAGCAGAUCGAGAAGAAUCUCAGCGACCUCAUCGACCUGGUACCCAGCCUGUGUGAGGACCUGCUCUCCUCUGUGGACCAGCCCCUGAAGAUUGCCAGAGACAGGGUGGUGGGAAAGGACUACUUGCUCUGUGACUAUAAUCGCGAUGGUGACUCCUACAGAUCCCCCUGGAGUAAUAAGUAUGAGCCCCCCAUUGAUGAUGGGGCCAUGCCCUCUGCACGACUGCGCAAGCUGGAGGUGGAAGCAAACAAUGCCUUCGACCAGUACAGAGACCUGUACUUUGAGGGGGGCGUCUCCUCGGUGUACCUCUGGGACCUGGACCAUGGAUUUGCCGGGGUCAUCCUCAUCAAGAAGGCCGGAGACGGCUCCAAGAAAAUCAAGGGAUGCUGGGACUCCAUCCAUGUGGUGGAGGUGCAGGAGAAGUCUAGUGGACGCACGGCCCACUACAAGCUGACCUCCACUGUGAUGCUGUGGUUGCAGACGACCAAGACCGGCUCCGGCACCAUGAACCUGGGGGGCAGUCUGACCAGACAAAUGGAGAAAGACGAGACGGUCAGCGAGUCCUCCCCCCACAUCGCCAACAUCGGACGCCUAGUGGAGGACAUGGAGAAUAAGAUCCGCUCCACUCUGAACGAGAUCUACUUUGGCAAGACCAAGGACAUCGUCAACGGCCUAAGGAGUGUCCAGACCCUGGCGGAUAAGUCCAAGCAAGAGUCCCUGAGGAAUGACCUUAUGGAGGCGCUCAAACGCAAGCAGCAAAGUUAGACAUGCUGUAGUCCUCUCUCUCUGUCUCUCUCUCUCUCUCUCUCUCUCUCUCUCUCUCUCUCUCUCUCUCUCUCUAGCUCUCUCUCUCCAUCUCCGUCUUUCUCUCCCUGUCUCUCUCUUACACAAAAUCUCCUCACCUCACUCUUGCUACACCUUCUUUUUUCUGUUUGUUUUUGUUUUGAUUUUGUUUUUGUUUUUGUUUGUUUUUUUUGUUUGUUUUCUUGUCCGUCUCUGUUGGUCCCUCUCACCACCUGUCUCAGUGCUGCACUCUUGGAAAAGGAAAAAAGGAGAAAACGCUUAGCUUUGUAUUUUUUUUCUUUCUUAUUUGUGUUUUUCUUUGUUGAGGCAUCAUCAUUCUCAUUGAAGCCAUUCACCACUCUCUCGUUUCUCUCCAUCUUUGUUUCUCUCUCUUUCUCUCUCUCUUUCUCUGAUGUUAAGUUUAAUAAUAUUCUGAUAGUAUUAUGACGGUUAAUGAACACAUUGCAGAAUGAGAGUGGCUUGUGCACUCCCUUCAGCUCUCUUGCUCACACACACACACACACACAUACAUACAGACACGCAGACACACAGCGACAGAUACAUGCAGACACACACACGUGUGUAUGUGUGCGUGUGUGACUAGCCUUACCUCUGUAGCAUCACUAAGGCCCACAGAUUUAGGACCCCUACACCUUGAGAGGACGAUCCUGGUAACAACUUUGCCGAUCUUAGCCGAAUUCCACACAUGCCUCCCAACAUCAGAUGGAAACGUUUUUUUGUUGUUUUUUUUUUGUUUUUUCACUGGUAUAAUUUCUGAUAAAGCCCCAACCUCCUAUAUCUGUAUGAAAUAUAACUGUUGCUCCUAAAGAAAGAUGUACUGUAACAAAGGUUAUUAAGAGGGU
Messenger RNA from Alosa alosa (allis shad), 1890 nucleotides. RefSeq names its product capping actin protein of muscle Z-line subunit beta (gene capzb). The transcript is spliced from 9 exons. The record is from RefSeq and is a predicted model, not a curated record. The coding region runs from base 191 to 1009 and encodes 272 amino acids. Gene Ontology annotation, molecular function: actin filament binding. Gene Ontology annotation, cellular component: F-actin capping protein complex; cytoplasm. NCBI's taxonomy places the organism in Eukaryota, Metazoa, Chordata, Actinopteri, Clupeiformes, Clupeidae. Gene Ontology annotation, biological process: negative regulation of filopodium assembly; regulation of lamellipodium assembly; barbed-end actin filament capping.